This is a messenger RNA of Momordica charantia (bitter melon), 1225 nucleotides long. It is a transcript of the gene APX5, whose product is annotated as ascorbate peroxidase 5. Gene Ontology annotation, biological process: cellular response to oxidative stress; hydrogen peroxide catabolic process; response to reactive oxygen species. Lineage: Eukaryota; Viridiplantae; Streptophyta; Magnoliopsida; Cucurbitales; Cucurbitaceae. Gene Ontology annotation, molecular function: peroxidase activity; heme binding. The record is from RefSeq and is a predicted model, not a curated record. Gene Ontology annotation, cellular component: chloroplast.
GGUACUGUACUGAGAAUCGCACCAACAAUUCCCUUUUUCCCAUUCGUUUUUUCUUUCAAUUUAACCCCAAAAUCUGAACUCCAACGAACAAUGCUAUCAAUUUCUCUUCGAUUUGUUGGCAGAGAAAGUGAAAUUUCUGCAUCUUUCUUACCAAGCUUCCAUGGCGGCUCCCAAAGUCGAUGCUGCGUACCUCAAGGAAAUCGAGAAGGCCCGUCGAGACCUUCGCGCUCUCAUCUCCAAGGAGAACUGCGCUCCUAUCAUGCUUCGUUUGGCGUGGCAUGAUGCUGGUACUUAUGACGCUAUUACGAAAACUGGAGGUCCUGAUGGCUCCAUCAGAUUCAGGGAAGAAUUGAACCAUAAUGCAAAUAAGGGACUGAAAAUUGCAGUUGAUUUGUGUGAAACAGUGAAGGCCAGGCAUCCAAAAAUCUCAUAUGCUGACCUGUACCAGCUUGCCGGGGUUGUUGCAGUGGAGGUCACUGGCGGGCCAUCCAUUGACUUUGUCCCUGGAAGAAAGGACUCAGAUACAGUUCCAGAAGAAGGACGCCUUCCAGAUGCCAGACAAGGUGUGUCCCAUUUAAGGCAGGUCUUUGGCAGGAUGGGACUAACUGACAAGGAUAUUGUAGCCUUAUCUGGAGGCCACACAUUGGGAAGAGCUCACAAGGAUAGAUCAGAUUUUGAAGGCCCAUGGACAAAGGACCCUCUGAAGUUUGAUAACUCCUACUUUGUGGAAUUGCUGAAAGGAGACAAUUGGUCCAAGGAACCACUACUGAAGCUUCCUACCGACAAGGCCUUGCUUGAGGAUCAUGUGUUCUCCCAAUAUGUGAGGCUAUAUGCAAAGGAUGAAGAUAAGUUUUUUGAGGAUUAUGCAGCAGCUCACAAGAAACUGUCUGAGCUAGGCUUCACUCCACCUUCCGCCGUUCCCAGGAGCAGUGGCAAAUGGACAAAUCGAAUCCUGGGAGCUGCAGUAAUCGUGGCAGUCAUAGCAGCGAUAGUGAAAUUCAGAAGCGCUGUGUCGGGUUGAGAGGGUGGUGGCUUUCCUUCCAACUCUCAUCUGAUUUUAUUAUAAAACAUAUAAAACAUAUAUAUAUAUAUACUUUCUGUGACCUGUGUGUGUUAAAAAAUAUGAAUAAUUUGUUCCCGUUUGUAAAAGAUGUCUCUGAUUUAAUAAGGUAUGGGCAAAAAAGAGCUGUUCAAGAAAAUUAAUACACGCAGAAGAGCUUAGAAA